AUGGCCGGACCCAGCAAGAAGAAGUCGCGUCAGUCCGGCGCCGGCCUGGCGGGGCUCGCCGCGCGCCUCACCAAGCGCCUCGCCGACGAGAACCCCCGCACCAACCUCGUCUUCUCCCCGCUCUCCAUCUACACCGCCGUCUCGCUCCUGGCGCCCGGCGCACGGGGAGACACCCUGGACGAGAUCCUCCGCCUCCUCGGCGCCCGGUCCCGCCACGACCUCGAGGAAUCCAUCGCCACCACGGUGGCCGACGCGCUCAAGGACCGAUCCGGUUCCGGCGGGCCGACCGUGGCGUUCGGGUACGGCGUGUGGAACGACACGACGCGUCCGCUCAAGCCGGCGUACCGCCAGGCCGUCGUCGGCACGUACAGGGCGGAGGCGCGCGCCCUGGACUUCCACGGGAACGCGGAGGACGCGGCGGGGCAGAUCAACGCCUGGGUCGCGGACGUCACGACGAACCUCAUCACCGACGUCGUCUCCGCCAGAUCCUUCACCACCGAGACGGACGUCGUGCUCGCCAACGCCAUUUACUUCAAGGGCAAGUGGGACAUGCCCUUCUACGAGCGGAACACCAAGGACAGGCCGUUCCACCUGCUCGACGGCGCCGCCAUCGACGCGCCCUUCAUGUACAACUCGAGCCGCCACUUCAUCGCCGUGCACGACGGGUUCAAGGUGCUCAAGCUGCGGUACAAGAUGCAACAACAACAAGAUUAUUACAGAUCAAACACUUCUCGGACGCCCAACUCCAAGAAGGACACGCAGUACUCCAUGUGCAUCUUCCUACCGGACGCGCACGACGGCCUGCACACACUGCUCGACGAGAUAACCUCCCGGCCGGGCUUCGUGCGCGACCACCUGCCGUCGAGCACGGUCAAGGUCGGCGAUUUCGGUGUUCCAAAGUUCAAGCUUGAGUUCACGAGCAACGUCAAACAAGUCCUCAAACACCUGGGGCUUGUGCUGCCCUUCGGCAUGGGGGCUGACCUGUCGGACAUGAUGGAGGCCGACGGCAGCCGCUUGCCUUUGCUUGUUCAUGACGUCUUCCACAAGGCUGUCAUCGAGGUCAACGAGGAAGGCACCGUAGCUGCGGCAGUCACCAUGAUGCCGGCGCCUGCUGGAUGUGCACCGAUGAGGAAGCGGGAGCCGACGGUGGAUUUUGUGGCUGACCAUCCUUUUGCGUAUUUCAUCGUCGAGGAGGCUUCCGGCGCGAUCCUCUUUGCGGGGCAUGUCGUGGACCCUACCGAUGGCAAAGCCCCGCCGCGGACAGGAAAGCAUGCAGCCAUGGCUAGAGGACACGAGUUGCUGCCGAAGAUAAGAAACCCCCCGAGGCACUUCUAUAAAGUAGGGCCGCAGAUUCAUUACGUAGGGCUGCCCAAGAGGCCUACCAGCUCCACUGGCCUGGCAACGCUCGCUGCCCGGCUCGCCGGGUGCCUCGCUGAGAGAAGCGCAGACAAGAACCUGGCCGAGGCCAGCGCCGUCGACUUCCGCCACGCGCCAGAGGAAGCGCGGGAGCAGAUCAACGCGUGGGCGGCGCAGAAGACGAGGAACCUGAUCGACUCCGUCCUCCCUCCGGGGUCGAUAAAACCGACGACCCCCGUCGUGCUAGGAAACGCCUUGUACUUCAAUGGCGCAUGGGAGGACGAGCCGUUCGACAAGAGGGGCACUAUGCAAAAGACCUUCCACAAGCUGGAUGGCAGCCACGUCGACGUGCCCUUAAUGCAGAGCCGGAGGAGGCAGUUCGUCGCCGUGCAUGACGGAUUCAAGGUGCUUAAACUCCAGUACAAGAUGGUUGAGAAAGAUCGAGAUGAUCCAUAUGGUCAUCCUCAUGACACAACGCAGUUCUCCAUGUGCAUCUUCCUACCGGACGCCCUCGACGGCCUGCAGGGGCUGCUCCACACGAUAGCGUCCAAGCCCGGGUUCCUGCAACACCACCUUCCCCAGUGCCGAGUAGACGUCCGCGAAAUUCGGGUGCCCAAGUUCAAGCUCUCCUUCCACAAGAGUGUCGUCCCCGUCCUCGAGAAGCUAGGUCUCAAGCUGCCCUUCUCCGCUCAGGCCAAUUUGUCUGACAUGGUGGAGGACGAUGGCUCUAGACUGCCGAUUAUGGUGGGCAAUAUCAUCCACAAGGCGGUGAUCGAGGUAAAUGAGGAAGGUACCGAAGCCGCAGCCGUCACCAUGGUUAUCACCAAACUAGGACACUCAAGGUGGCAACAUACCCCGCAACUAGAUUUCGUCGCCGAUCAUCCAUUUGCGUUCUACAUAGUGGAAGAGGCGACCGGCGCGGUUGUCUUCGCGGGGCACGUCCUCGACCCCUCCAAGGAGGAGUAG
Lolium rigidum is the source of this 2322-nucleotide messenger RNA. RefSeq names its product putative serpin-Z8. Gene Ontology annotation, molecular function: serine-type endopeptidase inhibitor activity. NCBI's taxonomy places the organism in Eukaryota, Viridiplantae, Streptophyta, Magnoliopsida, Poales, Poaceae. The transcript is spliced from 2 exons. The record is from RefSeq and is a predicted model, not a curated record. Bases 1 to 2322 code for a protein of 773 amino acids.